Molecule: messenger RNA, 5177 nt
Organism: Rubroshorea leprosula
Lineage: Eukaryota; Viridiplantae; Streptophyta; Magnoliopsida; Malvales; Dipterocarpaceae
Source: the annotation of a GenBank genome assembly
GGUAAUUGAAACCAACCCUAAGCUCUUUUUAUCUCCGCCUUAAAGGUAGCCUCGAUUAUUGCUGACUUAAGCAUCGGAGUGUCUACCCCGAGUUCCACCUCGGGGCUUUGUAGGUCACUUCGGAGUACAAGCGCAGACUGAAGAAGGACUUCUGGUUUGGUGCAAUUACAUUGGCGCCGUCUGUGGGAAUCGAACUGAAAGCUUUCUAGUUGCUCUUCCAUCAUGGUUCACACUCGAUCAGUCCGAGCUGGUAAUUCAUCUCUGCCUCAUGGGCAAGGUCAACCACACAACAACCUUCCACCUCCGAUCCCACCUCAAAUCCUACCUCAGCUUCCACCUCAGGUCCCAACCAUAUUCCCUCCUGCUGAUCAUGCAGAAAGAGGAGAUGAAAACCAACCUCAUGCCUCAGCUCACAAUUCUACUUCCACUGCCAACCAAGACGUGGUGACAGCUCAGCUUGCUGCCAUGCAGCAACAGUUUGGUGUUUUUCAGUUAGUACUGGCUCAGCUUCUAGCUAGAAAUAAUCCUGCACCUGCUCAGCAACCCAUCCCAGAUGAUGUCACCCGACGCCUCGAUAGCUUGGAAAAGCUAGUAGCUGAACACCGAGGUGCUCCACCCCCACACCAUGCUGCUGAUUCUAUACCUCACCCUCUGAAUACUAACAUUACACUGGAACCCUAUCCCAUUGGCUUCAAAAUACCACAACUGGAGACUUAUGACGGGACAAAGGAUCCCGAUGAUCACCUGCAUGCUUUCUACUCUUGCAUGCAAGCUCAGAACGCCUCUGACGCGUUAAUGUGUAAAAUCUUCCCCUCUACUCUGCGAGGUAAUGCUCGAACUUGGUAUUACAGUCUACCCCCGAGGUCAAUUAGUUCUUACACAGAGAUGGCAUCGGCAUUUGCCACUAAGUUUUCCAGUAAAAGGUUGAUUAGGAAAACUACCACUGAAUUGAUGCGAGUUAAACAGAGGGACGGAGAGUCUCUAAAGAACUACAUGAGCAGGUUCAAUGAUGCGGUGUUGGAGGUUAGUUCCUUCGACCAAGCUGUGGGUAUUGCAGCUGUAAUUUCUGGUCUCAAACAUGACAGGUUCAGAGACAGUUUGAUCAAACAUGCUGCCACCACCUUCAACGAGGUGAAUGAUAGGUCUCUCAAAUUUAUAACUGCUGAGGAAUACGCCCUGGCACAAAACCCACCUUCCUCUAAGAACCAGAACCCAGAAUGGAGAGAUGACAAUCCGAGCCGGAAAAGGAUGAGAAUGGCGCAGAACCGAGGUCCGAUGUUGACCUCCCCAACAAGAUUCGGAAGGACGAACUCAACUCCCCCGCAACAACCUGCAGGUAAACCUCCAGUUAAUUGGACUCCCUUUAAUCUGCCGAGGUCACAAAUUUUCAUGCAGAUCAAAAAUAAGAUGGACUUGAAGCGUCCUGGCCCAAUGCAAACUGCUGCUGCUAGUCGAGACCAUACCAGAUAUUGUGAUUUCCACCAGGAUCACGGCCAUACUACAGAGCAGUGUAACAGCUUAAAGUCCGAACUAGAAAGUUUAGCUCAGAAGGGAAUGCUGAAUGAGUAUGUUCAGAGAGCUGAGCAACCGAGGUUUGUCAGAGAGCAGAGGCCGCAGCCUCAAGGAGUCCGCAAUCCCCCAAAUAGACAAGGUGGACUGAGCUCUAAACAGCGAAAGCUGUAUGUCAGAGAAGUUAAGCAUCAAAAUCGAGCUCAGAAGCGAAAGAUUGACGAUGCUGAGUGGAAAAAUCAGCCCAUUACUUUCACAUCUGCUGACCUCGACACAGUUGUUACACCUCACAAUGAUCCUCUGGUCACUUCCGUCAUGAUCAAUAACUAUGAAGUACAGCGUGUCCUUGUUGACACCGGGAGUGCACCAGACAUCAUGUAUUUCCACUGUUUCGAGAGUCUGGGACUAGAUCCAGCUUUGUUGCAGAAGUAUGAUGGUCCUAUCUAUGGUUUCAACAACCAGCCUGUUCCGGUAGAAGGAGUUCUUACUCUCCAUGUGGCUUUUGGAAGUGGCAGAACCUAUGUAACCUCGUCGGUCCGGUUCCUCGUCGUCAAAAUGGCGUCCUCUUUCAACAUUGUUAUUGGUCGACCCACAUUGACCGAAAUCCGAGCUGUGGUUUCCCAAUCUCACCUCUGCAUGAAAUUCCCCACUCCUAUGGGAAUAGCAACAUUGCGAGGAAACCAGGAGGUGGCCAGACACUAUUAUAUCACCUCGAUAACACAACCAACGAAGGGCAAAGAUAAGACACCCGAGGUCAUUCCCCAGCAAAUUCACGAUAAUCAGCAGGUUAUGGACAUGCCAGGGAUUCCAAAUUCAGUCUCUCAACAUAAGCUCAGCACCAAUCCAUUGAAAAAACCAGUGGCCCAGAAGCGGCAUCUCUUCGGGGGUGAGAGGCUUCAGGCUAUUAAAGAGGAGGUAACAAAGCUCCUACAGGCUGGUUUUAUCAGAAAAGUUGAUUACUGUGAAUGGGUGGCUAACCCAGUUCUAGUGAAAAAGGCAAAUGGCAAAUGGCGAAUGUGCAUUGAUUAUACAAAUCUUAACAACGCCUGCCCUAAGGAUUGCUAUCCAAUGCCGAGUAUAGACAAACUAGUUGAAGCGGCUUCAGGCAAUGAGAGGUUAAGCCUUUUGGACGCAUAUUCGGGGUAUCACCAGGUGACAAUGGCUCCAGAAGACGAAGAGAAAACUGCGUUCUAUGCUGGCGAUGAAAUUUAUUGUUAUGUCAUGAUGCCGUUUGGCUUGAAGAAUGCAGGUGCUACUUAUCAGAAAAUGGUGACCAUUGUCUUCCACGCUCAGAUUGGCAAAAAUCUGGAAGUAUAUGUCGAUGACAUUGUGGUAAAGAGCCUCAAAGCAGAAGACCAUCUCGCUGACCUCGACGAAACCUUUAACAACCUCAGAAAGAACAGGAUGCGGUUAAAUCCAGCCAAAUGCAUUUUCGGAGUGGAGUCCGGCAAAUUUCUAGGUUUCAUGGUGUCCCGAAGGGGAAUUGAGGUCAAUCCAGAGAAAAUCAGAGCAAUUGCCGAGAUGGAACCGCCGAAAUCAGUGAAGGAUAUACAAAGGCUGACUGGAAGGGUGACAGCUCUGCAUCGGUUCAUAUCGAAGUCAGCAGAUAAAUGUCUACCGUUUUUCAAAAUUAUGAGGUCGGCCGCCCAAAAAGACGAAUCAGGAAAGCACAAGAAGUUUGAAUGGAACCAGGAAUGUCAAGCUGCAUUUGAAGAACUAAAGUCUUAUCUUAGUUCACCGCCUCUGUUAACUAAAGCUAUAGAUGGAGAACUUCUUUAUUUGUACCUGGGGAUUUCAGAUGAGGCCAUUAGUUCAGUUCUGGUGAGAGAAGAUUCUAGGCAGCAGAAACCAAUUUAUUAUAUCAGCAGCGUGCUGCACGGAGCAGAGCUGAGAUACCCUAUAGCUGAGAAAGAAGCAUUAGCAGUCGUCACUUCGUCUAGGAAAUUGAGGCCAUAUUUUCAGUCACACCCAAUUAUCGUUCUCACCGACCAACCUCUCAGGCAGAUUCUGCAGAAACCAGAGUGCUAUGGAAGACUAAUUAAGUGGGCAGUAGAGCUGGGAGAGUUUGAGAUAACAUUUCAGCAGAGAUCGGCCAUCCGAGCUCAAGCAUUAGCAGAUUUUAUUGUCGAAUGCACCCCAUGUCCUUCAACCUCUAAUCCAGAGCCCAACGAGUGGACCUUAUAUGUUGACGAGGCAUCUAGUAGCAAGGGUUCUGGGGCUGGCGCUCUUUUGAUUGGUCCAGAAGGAUAUCGAAGCGAACAUGCCCUGAAGUUCAAUUUCGAUGCAACAAAUAACAUGGCUGAAUAUGAAGCCCUACUACUUGGUUUACAUCUAGCAUUGGAGUUGAAAAUCAGAACAAUUCAAGUCUACAGUGACUCCCAGUUGGUGGUAAACCAAAUUAACUCAAUCUGUGAAGUUGUUGAUCCUGUGAUGGCACAUUUGCUUUCUAAGUUUGCCUCUAAUAGCUCUUUAAGUUCCAAAUCCGUUUUUGUAGAGAUCUUAGAUGAACCAAGCUUCAUGAAGCCUCGGAUGAUGGAGAUUAGCACAAACCCUGACACACCAAGCUGGACUGACUCAAUUAUCUCCUUUCUACGGGAUGGAAUAGUACUUGAGGACAGGCAGGAGGCAAUGAAGUUGAGGAAGAAAGUAUCUCGGUAUACACUUGUUAAUGGGGUUCUCUAUAAGCGAUCUUUUUCACUUCCUCUUCUGCGAUGCUUGAAUCCCUACGAAGCCGAGUAUGCACUUCGAGAAGUACAUGAAGGUGUCUGUGGGAGUCACGUCGGUGCUAGAACUCUAGCUCAUAAAGUCUUACGGCAGGGAUAUUACUGGCCAAACAUGUAUAAGGAUGCCAUUCACUUUUGGGGAUUAGAUCUUUUGGGUCCAUUCGUGAAAGGGGUUGGUGGCGUAACCCAUCUGGUUGUUGGUGUGGAUUAUUUCACAAAAUGGGUUGAAGCUCGGCCUUUAUCUAGUCUUACCUCCAAGAAGGUCGAAGAUUUUGUUUUCAGCUCGAUCAUCUGCCGAUAUGGGAUCCCGAAUCAAAUUGUGGCUGAUAAUGGAACUCAAUUCAAUUGCUCUUCAUUCCGAGAUUUCUGUUCUAGUUAUGGGAUCAAGUUACAGUUCACCUCCGUUUACCACCCGGAGUCCAAUGGCAUGGUGGAAUCUGUUAACCAAUGCAUUUUGGAAGGUAUAAGGCCAAGAUUGGAGCAGCAUAAGGCCAAGUGGGCAGACGAGCUCAACAACGUCCUCUGGGCAUACAGAACCACGAGCCGAACUGCCACAGGUGAAACACCCUAUCACUUGGCCUUUGGUACCGAAGCAGUCAUUCCUGUUGAAAUAGGAGUCCCAAGCUUCCGGGAUUUGAAACUCGUUUUGGCAAACUCGCCCCAAAUUGGGAAGGUCCUUAUGCCGUGGCCGAAGUGCCACAUCCUGGUGCCUAUAUUCUCCAAGACGCUGAAGGAAAGAGAGUUCCUAGAGUCUGGAAUGUCAAUAACUUGAAGAAAUUUUACCCCUAAUAAAAUUCUUUCAAGUGUUCUACGUCUUACUGUUCUUUACGUUUCUCACUUCAUGUUUGCUGAGAUUCAUUUUACUUCUUAUUCUAUGUACUCGAGGUUAAUUAGUUCUUUCAUUUCUCGAACCUCACUUCUGAUUAAUAGAAGUCACUUCACAUG